AUGUCGCGAUACACGGUUCGAGAGCCGGUGAGUGUGUCGCUCCUGGCGCGAGGUUUUAAAGUGCCGACCUCUGACCUGACAUGUGCACAUGGGCCCCUCAUCGGACAGGUUCCCUUGGACGCCCGGUAUCCUCGCACCCAGACCUUGUCAUUCAAGAACGGAUACGCUGUGGCUGACGUUCCCGUGGCAUCGCUCAAGCCGGCAUGUGGGCCCGCCGACCAUGUCGCUUUCCCUCCUGCACCCUCACGGAUCGAGCUCAGCCAGGCGACCCGGCCUUUUGUCCCGGCGUUCGUUCAGUACGAGCACUGCGUGCUGCGCUUCUUGGCAUGGUUUAAGGAGGUCCUGCCCGGCAUCCUGGAUGAGGGGGAGUACAUACGCAAGGCAGUCGUCAGCUUCUGGCCGGAGGAUUGCAGUCUGGCCAUUGCCGAGCCUCGCCUCCCCAACUCGGGACUCAUGCAGGGAACCCUGGUGGCUCGGCACAGAUGUGGUCUUGGCCUGGAGGACUUCAGCAUUGGGAGCACGAUCUGUGUUCGGAAAACACAGUACCACCUGUGUUCUGCGGAUACCUACACCCGCACUUUCUUCUCCGAUCGAGGCCUGCACUUGGGCGAGGACCUUGCCCUGCCCGAGGCGCCAACCGACGGUGGGGCAGUGUCGCGCCCCGGCUCGACAGACCGGCGUGAGGCCCCGGCAGAGUCGCCCACCCGGUAUGCCGAGGUUGCGCUGGGGAAGGCUGCCCCUUCCAGACACACACAGCAGUUUCUAAAGUUCAGCAACCAGGUCCUCCGCUUCUUCGCGGUGUGGAAUGAUACGGGCAGGCUGUGUGGGGACGUUCACCGCCUGCAGCUCCGCUACUAUCUCGAGGAUGACACGGUGGAGAUCGUGGAGGAGGGUGAAGCUGGAAACCAUGUCUUCCUGCGACGCACACCGGCGGGGAGCAAGGGCGAGGGGGUGGCCUGCCUCGGGGGAGCACUGCUGCCACUCAGCCUGACCACCCAGGACCUUGGGAUCGGCCGCGAGGUGGUCGUGCAUGGCAGGCCAAUCCUGCUGCGAGAUGCCGACGCCUACACCAAGACCUGGCUCAAGGCAAGCCCUAAGAUACACCGCGGUGUCCCGACCCCUCCCAAACGCGACCAGUACAAGCUCAUGAACAGCGGGGGCAUCAUCCUUAGGUUCCAGGCCUGUUUUGCCCCGCCCGUGUCCGAGAUCGACGAGCCCCGCAGGUUCGUGAUCUCCUUCUUUGCCGCGGAUGACACCCUCUCCGUGUUUGAGCCGCCCGCGGCGGCUGCUGGGGGGGCGGGCAGCAAGUUCCUGGAGCGGACCAGGGCAUAUUGGGUCCCCGGCCAAACUGCGACACUCAUCUCCGAGAAGGACAUCUGGGUGGGCGCAGUCAUCCCGCUGGCGGGGCGGCGCUUCGAGCUCCUGGCCGCCGAUAACUUCACGCUGCAGCACAUGGAGCUGGCGGCGCACCCCAUGGCUCGCCUGGGUGACGCGCUUACGACCCUGGGGCAGGCCCUCUCAGAUGGGAAGCUGGUGCAGCAGCUGAGGGCUGCCCUGCCCCUGCACGGCGUGCUCAGUGUGGAGGAGCUGGCAGGCGUGCUGACCCAGCGCACCAGUCUGACUCGUCACCAGGUCUUCACCCUGCACCGCCACCUGGCGAGGCGCGGCCCGGUCACCACGGCCGCCCUCCUGGAGACCCUGCUCCUGCCCCCUUCCUGA
Auxenochlorella protothecoides is the source of this 1719-nucleotide messenger RNA. Its product is annotated as EF-hand domain-containing protein 1. The transcript is spliced from 11 exons. Lineage: Eukaryota; Viridiplantae; Chlorophyta; Trebouxiophyceae; Chlorellales; Chlorellaceae. Bases 1 to 1719 code for a protein of 572 amino acids. The record is from RefSeq and is a predicted model, not a curated record. Gene Ontology annotation, molecular function: alpha-tubulin binding. Gene Ontology annotation, cellular component: axoneme; mitotic spindle. Gene Ontology annotation, biological process: mitotic spindle organization; mitotic cytokinesis; cilium-dependent cell motility.